Messenger RNA from Lepus europaeus (European hare), 1233 nucleotides. RefSeq names its product peptide chain release factor 1-like, mitochondrial. The record is from RefSeq and is a predicted model, not a curated record. Lineage: Eukaryota; Metazoa; Chordata; Mammalia; Lagomorpha; Leporidae. Gene Ontology annotation, molecular function: translation release factor activity. Gene Ontology annotation, biological process: translational termination.
AUGCCUUGGUUCCUGUCCCGCUUCCUUUCUCAGAUCUGCCGGGGCGGUGGUGACAGGGUUACCCUGCCCCCUUGGCUGGCGCCGUUUGCGCUGGAGCCGGGGUCCGGAUCCCACGCCGCCGGCCUGGCCGCCCCUGCUUCUGGCUCCUCACCUCUGUCCCCUGCCCCAGCCGUUCCACGCGCCUCUAACCCCAUCCGGGUUGGCAGCCUCCCCUUCCUCUGUCCAGGAGCUCUCUUGGCCCUGGCCUCGGGGCACAGAGGCCCCUGGCUCGCCGCCUUCCUUCCAUCUCGUUGGAGGAGGUCGGCGCCGGGGGUCUGCGGAGUGAGCGUAGUGGUCCAAGCCGAGCAGGCGAUGGAGGCUGGAGCAGAACUGGGCGACCUCGCUCCUGCCCCCAGACUGCCGCCGCCUUGUUCAGCACCUCUGCAGCCCCCCACGGAAGGCUUCAGCCUCCUGAUGACCACAGUGCAAGGGUCAGGGUCCUUGUCCUCGAGGUGUUUUCAGUUUGAUGAGAUGAGAGUUCCGAAGGGAAAAAAGCUACGCGGUCCCGGUUUCUUUGGGGCGCGGCCGUCACUUGGCCCCAGCCGCCGGCCUCUCAGCUGUGGUCACCCGGCAGUGGAGGAGCUGUUUGCACAUGGCAGGCCUUUGCGAACCUUUCUGGAGCGCCAGGCAAGGUCUGACGCCCCAUUGCAGGUCAGGAGGCCCAAGCUGGUGGUGGCCGCCAAACUCCUGAGCGAGAAAGAGCAGGAACUGCGGGAGACCGGGCACCUGCUUGAGAAUGCAGAUCUAAGGAGACUUGCAGGGAAUGAAAUAACUCUGUGUCGAAAAGAAAUUACACAGCUGAAACAACAGAUCGUUUUACUUUUGGUCCCCUCAGAAGAAACAGAUUUUGAAAAUGAUUUGGUCCUGGAGGUAACUGCAGGAAUUGGGGGUGGCCUUAGACAUGCAUCCGCCAGCAUUGGGGGUUCAGAAGCCUAUACGCUCAUGAAAUUUGAAGGAGGUGUGCACGGAGUACAGAGAGUGCCAAAAACAGAGAAGCAAGGCUGCGUCCAUAAUAGCACUAUGGCUGUAGCAAUACUACCCCAGCCUACUGAGAUUAACCUGGUGGUUAAUCCUAAAGAUUUGAGAAUUGAUACAGCCAGCGGAGCUGGGGGGCAGCAUGUAAAUACCACAGACAGUGCCGUCCGGAUAGUUCAUCUUCCCACAGGAAGAAGAAAAAGAAUGAGAAGGAACUGA